Musa acuminata subsp. malaccensis (wild Malaysian banana) is the source of this 1834-nucleotide messenger RNA. RefSeq names its product calcium-dependent protein kinase 15. Gene Ontology annotation, biological process: intracellular signal transduction; protein autophosphorylation; peptidyl-serine phosphorylation. Gene Ontology annotation, molecular function: calmodulin binding; calcium-dependent protein serine/threonine kinase activity; calcium ion binding. Gene Ontology annotation, cellular component: cytoplasm; nucleus. Lineage: Eukaryota; Viridiplantae; Streptophyta; Magnoliopsida; Zingiberales; Musaceae. The record is from RefSeq and is a predicted model, not a curated record.
CUUCGCUCUGUUAUUAGAGACCGAAAGAGAGAGAGAGAGAGAGCGAACCAAAGUGAACCGAGCCAAUGGGGAACCACACCUCCCGCCGCGGCCACGCCGACGACAGCCAGGAGGCCGGCUCGCGGAGGCACCGGUUCCGCUCGCACUUCCGCGGAGGCAGCAGCGGUGGCGGGGGUGGCGUCGGCCGGGUCCUCCGUCGCCCCAUGGAGGACGUUCACGCCACGUACUCCUUCGGUCGCGAGCUCGGCCGCGGCCAGUUCGGCGUCACCCACCUCAUCACGAACAGGGCCAGCGGUGAGGUCCUCGCCUGCAAGUCCAUCGCCACCCGCAAGCUGACGAACCGGGACGACCUCGAGGACGUCCGCCGCGAGGUGCAGAUCAUGCACCACCUCACCGGCCACCGCAACAUCGUCGAGCUCAGGGGUGCGUUCGAGGACCGACGGUCGGUGAACCUGGUGAUGGAGCUGUGCGAGGGCGGCGAGCUCUUCGACCGCAUCAUCUCCCGGGGGCACUACUCCGAGCGGGCAGCCGCCGCCCUGUGCCGGGAGAUCGUGAACGUUGUCCACUGCUGCCACUCCAUGGGGGUGAUGCAUCGCGAUCUCAAGCCCGAGAACUUCCUCUUCUUGAACAAAAGGGAGGAUUCGCCGCUCAAAGCCACCGAUUUUGGCCUCUCCACCUUCUUCAAGCACGGAGAUGUAUUCAGGGAUGUUCUUGGUAGUGCAUAUUAUAUUGCUCCUGAAGUGCUGCGACGGAAUUAUGGGCCAGAGGCUGACAUUUGGAGUGCUGGAGUAAUCGUGUACAUCCUUCUUGCUGGUGUUCCUCCUUUUUGGGCAGAGAACGACGAGGGCAUCUUUGCUGCCAUAUUACAUGGACAUAUUGAUUUCUCAGCUGAUCCCUGGCCAACUAUAUCAUCUGGUGCUAAAGAUCUGGUGAAGAAGAUGCUAAGAACCAAUCCGAAAGAACGACUCACGGCAGCUGAAAUCCUCAAACAUCCAUGGAUAAGAGAAGAUGGGGAGGCUCCUGAUAAGCCACUUGAUCUUGCGGUUUUGACUAGAAUGAAGCAGUUUAGGGCCAUGAACAAACUAAAAAAAGUAGCCUUGAAGGUGAUAGCAGAAAGCUUGUCAGAGGAAGAAAUUAUGGGCUUGAAAGAAAUGUUCAAAUCAAUGGACACUGAUAAUAGCGGUACACUGACUGUUGAAGAACUAAAGGCUGGUCUUCCCAAAUUGGGCAAUCUGGGUAUCAAGAUUUCUGAAUCUGAAGUUAAGCAGCUGAUUGAGGCGGCUGAUGUGGAUGGAAAUGGGAGCAUUGACUAUCUGGAAUUUAUAACAGCUACUAUGCAUAUGAACAAAAUGGAAAAAGAAGAUCACCUAUUCAAGGCGUUCGAGUAUUUUGAUAAGGACAAGAGCGGAUACAUCACAAUUGAGGAAUUGGAGCAAGCUCUCACGAAAUACAACAUGGGUGAUCAACAAACAAUCAAAGAGAUAAUUGCUGAAGUUGAUAUCAAUAAUGAUGGUAGAAUCAAUUAUGAGGAGUUCGUCGCAAUGAUGAGAAAUGACAGCUCGGAGGCCAUCCACAAGCGUAAAUAGAAGUUAUCCUCCAUUGGGGUUAAUUAAACCACUACUGUCAUGAUAAGGAAAGAUGGUUUCAGAGGCAAUGUCUUCCGUUUUGUAUGACCAGAAAACAAAAUGAUGUCCUGUAUAUCUAAUACUGAUGUGUUGUAGAUCUAAAUUCUAUACUGCAACUCAAGCUCUUUUAUCUCUUUCCUUCAUUUUUUACUUGGCUCUGUUUGAGUCAGUUUUUUGUUCUUUGAGAGUAAGAUUAUAUUUGUCUAAAA